This is a messenger RNA of Drosophila kikkawai, 2939 nucleotides long. Its product is annotated as protein phosphatase 1H. The record is from RefSeq and is a predicted model, not a curated record. NCBI's taxonomy places the organism in Eukaryota, Metazoa, Arthropoda, Insecta, Diptera, Drosophilidae. Gene Ontology annotation, molecular function: cation binding; protein serine/threonine phosphatase activity. Gene Ontology annotation, biological process: protein dephosphorylation.
UUCACCAAACGGCCACACUGCUGGUUGCUAAUCGAUUUAUUUUCUAACAACGGCAAAAACACGCAAAAAAAAAAAACUAUAUCCGCUAAGUUGAGGCCGAUCAGCCAGCAACUCGGCCAUAACCGUAGCUUAAGCUUAGCAGAUCGGCAGAUCGAUAAUCACCACGUAGCUCUACCUCUUCCCCAAGGAAAGUGCAACAACACCAGCAGCGGCAGGCGGUUAAAGGAGGCAAACAACAACAUAAACGCAAGCUCGCCACGUCAGUGGGAGUGAGCGAGACAGAGAGAGUGAGAGUGAGAGAGAGCGAAGCAGCAGCAAGGCCCAAGGACCCCCAAAAAGGACAAAAAGGAGAACAGGAAACAUGUUUAGCAACUUUAAGGAACGUUUUAUUUCGGCCAUUGCACCGGACUUGCCACCGCUGCCGGGCAUCAGCAGCUUCGAGCGGGAGCGUAGCGGCGGGCAUCACCAUCACAGCGGCCACCAGCGGAUGCGAUUUGGUGGUGGUGGCGGUGGGGGAGGUGGUGGCGGAGGAGGUGGACCCAUGCCGGACAAGUUCCCCUACGCACGACCACCAUUCCUGCAACUCCUAACGCCCGACGAGCUGCGCGCCUCGGCCGAUCACAACGUUCGACCGAUUAUAGUGCCGCGGGACAUUAACCUGCUGCCGUGGGGCACUGGCUAUGCCGAGUGCGUCAAUUCGGGCAAAUCGGAGUGGAACGAGGAUCAGGGAGCCUUCUGCCGGCAAGUCCUCUCCGAUCCGGAGCACAAGCACCCGGAUCUACCCUACACAUACUUUGGCAUCUUCGAUGGCCAUGCCGGCUACGGUGCCGCCCUGGCUGCCUCCCAUCAGUUCCAUCACAUCCUGCACGAGAAGCUAGUGGAUUGCCUGGAGCUCCUCCUGCCGCGCGACACCUCUUCAGAGGGCAAUGCCUCUGCUGGUGGCGAUGGCACCAAGCUAAAUCCCACAUUCCCGCAUCCCAUCUACUUCCAGCGGCGGGUAUCCAAGGAUGAACUAAUCAUUGGUGCCCUGGAGAGCGCCUUCUUCAACAUGGACUCGCUGAUAGCGCAGGACAGUGAUCGGUAUCGAGAUGCUGGUGGCUGCACUGCCUGCGUUUCCCUCUUCAUUGAUGGCAAAAUGUAUGUGGCAAAUGCUGGGGAUUCUCGGGCGGUUCUCUGCCAGCGAAGGCAUCAAAAGGAAGCAAAACCUGCAUCAUCAUCGACAGACUCUAGCAUUGAGACGGAUCCCCUGGAGGCUAGCUGCUAUCCAGUGCCCUUUUCGGCGGAUCACACACCGGAAACGGAGAGGGAACGCCUGCUGAAUGUGGCCAGACUAAAGCCCCACCUGAUGGGUAACUAUUAUGUGGCCAUGGAGUAUGCCAAGCGACCGCAUAUCAAGGAUAUGGGUCAAAGGAUUCUAUGCCGCCAAGGCACCAUGCGUGGCUGGACAUACAAGACGCUCACCCGGGAUGAUCUCUGCAUGCCGGUGGUGAAUGGCGAGGGCAAAAGGAGUCGCCUGCUUGGCACUCUGGGAGUGACUCGUGGCUUUGGUGAUCAUGAAUUGCUGGCCAUUAAUACGGGCAUUCAGAUUAAACCCUUCCUUACGCCCCAUCCCGAUGUCCGGCAACGUGAUCUCACCCAGGUGGUAAGCAUUCCCGACGAGGAUAAUCGUGAUGGUGAUUAUGGUGUCCUGGUGAUGGCCACCGAUGGGCUGUGGGAUGUCUCGGAGAAUGAGUCGGUGGCCAGGACCGUCUUCCAGACGCUCUCCAAAUAUCCCACGGAGAAGCAUCGCUAUACAAUGGUGGCCCAGGAGCUGGUGGCCCGGGCUAGGGGUAAAAUCAAUGAUUCGGGUCACUGGCGGCUGGCGGAUAGCAAGGCGGCGGCCACCGUUGAUGACAUCUCGGUGAUUGUCAUACCCGUUGGCCAGUAUUACAAGGAGCAUGUGGAGUGGACGCAGAAUUAUAAGCGAGAUCUGGAGCAUAGACGGCGGCAGGCACAGGCCAAUAUGGCCCAGGAGGCGGUCAAUGUGCUGAAUGGCGUCAUUGCCGAGGAGGCGCACGUGGUCGAGGAGGAGGCGGUGGUGCACGACGAGGAGGAGGAGGAAGGCGAGGUGGUUGUCCACGAGGCCAGGAGCUCACAGAAGCCGGAGGAGAGGUUGGGGGAAGAGACUCCGGUGGAGGAACUAACGCCCGCCCUGGAGCAGGUGCAGUUGGAGGAUACAGAAGCUGCCGCAGGCCAGGAAAAGGAGGAGGAUAAGGACAAGGAGACCGCUACGACGACGACGACGACGAGGCAACAGCAAAAGGGUCGCAAGGGCAAGGGCAAGCACUAGGACUGAAUGUCCUUCCGUAAAUAGACAUAUUUAGAGAGAGAAAUAUAUAUACUUAUAUAUAUAUUUUGAGCAUUUCGAGUAGGUCUGUCUUUCCCCCAUAAAUAUACCUAAAACACAUAUGUAUAUUUGUCUGGAAAAGCAGAGUCACAGCCCUACUCGAAACCGAUUAUUUCAAGUUACAAAUUACAGAUUCCGAAAUCAUCUCUAUUUUUUUAAACAACAAACUCAAAAACUGUAGAAAAAACCAAUUCAAAACAUUCAAGUUUCCACACAGUUUGCUUGCUUACAAACCGAAACAAAAGCAGAGAACACGAAAGCAUUGUACAAUAAGUGUAUUUAUUUCUAUAUAUAUUUUUUUUCUUUUAAUCCAAAUCAAAUCACAAACGAAAUGAUAAGAAGGAAUGAACAAAGCUUCGGUUUAUCCAGGCAACAAGUUUCAAUUAACACAAAUCAAAAGAAAACUUAUGAUUCCAAUUGAUAGAAACGCAAAAACAAAACAAAAAACAAAAAAACUGAAAUAAAUAAUUAUUUUUAAGCUGCAAAAUAACAAAACGAUGAAACGAUAAACGUUAAAUAAAAACAACAAUUAUUGUUAACUAGAAAAACUCAA